Messenger RNA from Corylus avellana, 735 nucleotides. The record is from RefSeq and is a predicted model, not a curated record. Lineage: Eukaryota; Viridiplantae; Streptophyta; Magnoliopsida; Fagales; Betulaceae.
AUGGAUUUGUGGCACCCUGCUGGCAUCUUAGUUGAAAAAUAUGGUUAUAGAGUUGUUUAUGAUGCUCAAAGCAGUGUGGAAGCUAAGCUUUCUUUUGUUAUACACAAUGGAGAAUGGUUAUGGAAGCCUGCUAGAUCUGAAGCUUUGGUGGAAAUUCAAGCAGGACUUUCUGAAAUCAGUUUGGGUCAUGUUGAUCAGCCUAUUUGGACUGCUUCAAGGAAUGGUUUCUUUGUUAGUUCAGAUACUUGGGAGGCUCUUAGGGAGAAAAAUGAACUGAUUGAUUGGUGGAAGUUGGUUUGGUUUCCCCUUGCUAUUCCUAAGCAAGCAUUUAUCUUAUGGCUUGCUGUGAAGGGGAGGCUUGAUACAGGAGAUCGGUUGCUGACAAGGGGAUACAAAGGAGAUGUCAAUUGUGUUUUCUGCAGGGAUCAAUUGGAAAGCCGUGAUCAUCUUUUUUUUGAAGGUAGCUUCAGUUAUAGAAUAUGGAGGUUCUGUUUGUCUAGAUGCAGAAUAGCUAAUUCUCCUAUAAUAUGGGAGGAGGUUUUGCAAAUGGGAUGCAGUGAAUGGGGUAAUAAAACCUUUAAAGUUGUGCCUGGUCGUUUGGCUUUGGGGUCUACUGUCUACAACAUCUGGUGCAAUAGAAAUGAAAUCAAGCAUGCAGGACAUCCCAAAACAGAGGAGCAAUUGUUGAAGAAAAUUCUGUGGGAAGUCAGAACCAGAGUAAUUGGAAAAGGGUAG